Molecule: messenger RNA, 1188 nt
Organism: Pipistrellus nathusii (Nathusius's pipistrelle)
Lineage: Eukaryota; Metazoa; Chordata; Mammalia; Chiroptera; Vespertilionidae
Source: the annotation of a GenBank genome assembly
AUGGCGGCUGAGGGGAUUGCCGUGGCGGGAGGCGGGAGUGUCGGCGGCCGCCUGGCCAAGGACGGCGUGCGGCAACCUAAGUGCCCGGAAGCAGUCCCGAACCAGCGGCGGGGCUCCGCGCAGUCGCGAGACACCGAGCGCCGAGCCCACCAGUGGUGCCGGGAGUACCUGGGCGGGGCCUGGCGCCGGGUGCGGCCGGAGGAGCUGCGAGUUGACCCCGUGAGCGGGGGCCUCAGCAACUUGCUCUUCCGCUGCUCGCUGCCGGACCACCUGCCCAGCGUCGGCGAGGAGCCGCGGGAGGUGCUGCUGCGGCUGUACGGGGCCAUCCUGCAGGGUGUGGACUCUUUGGUUCUUGAAAGUGUGAUGUUCGCCAUCCUUGCGGAGCGGUCUCUGGGGCCCCAACUCUACGGAGUCUUUCCAGAGGGUCGGCUGGAGCAGUACAUCCCAAGCCUGCCACUGAAAACGCGAGACCUUCGAGAGCCCAUGCUGUCAGCAGCCAUUGCCACGAAGAUGGCCCGGUUCCAUGGCAUGGAGAUGCCCUUCACUAAGGAGCCCCACUGGCUGUUUGGGACCAUGGAGCGGUACUUAAAGCAGAUCCUGGACCUGCCCCCCGCUGGCCUCCCCCAGAUGGACCUGCUGGAGAUGUAUAGCCUGAAGGAUGAGAUGGGCAACCUCAGGAAGUUGCUUGACUCCACCCCAUCACCAGUGGUGUUCUGCCACAACGACAUCCAGGAAGGGAACAUCUUGUUGCUCUCAGAGCCAGAAAACGCCGACAGCAUCAUGUUGAUCGACUUUGAGUACAGCAGCUACAACUACCGGGGCUUUGACAUUGGGAACCAUUUUUGUGAGUGGGUUUAUGAUUAUACUCACGAGGAGUGGCCUUUCUACAAAGCACAGCCUGCAGACUAUCCCACGCAGGGGCAGCAGCUCCAUUUCAUUCGCCAUUAUCUGGCAGAGGCAAAGAAAGGUGAGAUCGUCUCCCCAGAGGAGCAGAGGAAACUGGAAGAAGACUUGCUAGUAGAGGCUAAUCGGUAUGCUCUGGCGUCCCACUUCUUUUGGGGUCUCUGGUCCAUCCUCCAGGCAUCCAUGUCCACCAUAGAAUUCGGUUACCUGGAGUACGCACAGUCCCGGUUCCAGUUGUACUUCCAGCAGAAGGGGCAGCUGACCAGCCUCCAACUCCCAUCCUGA